Messenger RNA from Anopheles stephensi (Asian malaria mosquito), 1396 nucleotides. It is a transcript of the gene Ubc7, whose product is annotated as ubiquitin-conjugating enzyme E2 G2. The record is from RefSeq and is a predicted model, not a curated record. The coding region runs from base 315 to 818 and encodes 167 amino acids. Lineage: Eukaryota; Metazoa; Arthropoda; Insecta; Diptera; Culicidae. Gene Ontology annotation, cellular component: cytosol; endoplasmic reticulum. The transcript has 6 exons.
UGCGUUUACAAACAUGGCAUUGACCUGGUUAAUUGGUCCAGCCAAAAUCAUCCCCUAUUUCUCAACACCGUAUUGCAACCCCCAAUCACCGAUUACACGCACACACCCUUGCCAGGUGCUUGCUGACGACGUAAACAAACAUGCGCUGUCAAAAUCGCUACACAGCAGCAGUACACGAACGGAAGAUGUCAAAGUGAGAUCCAACUUUUUUUUGUUACGUUCCGUUUGUUUGCAUCGAAAAGAGAAAUCUAAUCCCGGGGAGCCAAUUAUUUCGGGUCGCCGUUUGCCAAGAUUCCGCAACACAACAAGCCAACAUGGCAGGUUCCGCCUUAAGGCGUUUAAUGGCCGAGUACAGGCAACUCACCCUAAACCCGCCGGAAGGUAUCAUCGCUGGUCCGAUCAGUGAGGAGAACUUUUUCGAAUGGGAAGCACUAAUUACCGGCCCGGAAGGUACCUGCUUUGAGGGUGGAAUUUUCACAGCGAAACUCGUAUUUCCACCCGACUAUCCGCUCAGUCCACCGAAGAUGAAGUUUACGUGUGAAAUGUUCCACCCAAACAUUUUUACUGAUGGCCGUGUCUGCAUAUCGAUCCUACAUGCGCCGGGAGAUGAUCCGCUAGGGUAUGAACUAUCAGCCGAGCGCUGGAGUCCUGUACAGAGUGUGGAAAAGAUUUUACUAAGUGUUGUUAGUAUGUUGGCUGAGCCAAACGACGAGUCCGGUGCGAAUGUGGACGCUGCGAUAAUGUGGCGCGAAAACAGGGAAGAGUUUAACAAAAUUGCCAGACGCAUCGUGCGCAAAACGUUGGGCCUUUCAUCGUAAGCUUCCCGCUAGCUAGCUAGCUUCCUACCUUACCUAGCAAAAGGUGUGCACCGUCAAUCCGUCAACACGCGUGCCCGGUGUGUUGUGUCGCCCCCCCCCCCCCCCCCCCCCCCCCGGGAGAGCGUGGGAGUGGAGUAUAUGGGCCGGAAUCGAAAUUGCAAUCGUGUGUAGUUGAUCGUUCUUUAUGUUUGUUGUUUUAUGGAGUAUGAGAGUAACUGGCUAUGGGUGGAUUAAAAAGCAAAGCAAAACAUUGAUUGAUAAAGAAAGCUUGUGGUAUCAUCGUACAUAUGUCUGUGUGUGUGUACGGGGCGGGAGGAAAUGAUAAUUUGUUUGAUUGUUUGAUCGUUUCACAUAUAUUUUGUUUGGUUUAUACGAUGACUUUAUACCGGGUUUGCGUUUGUCAUUAAUUUCCCGUAAAUUUUGUUCACGGAUCGUUAUUCGUACUGCGGACCAAGAAGUUUACGUUCACCCCUGGUAUAACCCUCCAUUCCGUUUAAAGGCUAAAGGAUGUUCGAUUUUGUUUAGUUCGCAUGUGAUAAUAAAACGAACAAAUAAAGCUAAAAAUGGUAUCCUGUUAG